Messenger RNA from Aureobasidium namibiae CBS 147.97, 918 nucleotides. RefSeq lists its product as uncharacterized. The record is from RefSeq and is a predicted model, not a curated record. Lineage: Eukaryota; Fungi; Ascomycota; Dothideomycetes; Dothideales; Saccotheciaceae. The transcript has 4 exons. The coding region runs from base 1 to 918 and encodes 305 amino acids.
AUGUGUUUCUGGAGAGAGGCCUACUACAUAUUCUGCCGCCAUUGUAGCAGAGAUCCGGUUGAGUGCGUUGACGCCAAACGGACAGAUGAGCGAUGCGAGAACUGGGAUGCCGACGACAAGGAAAUGGAGAGCCAGACCGCAAACAGCACUCCCUACAUCAAGGCUGAGCCGGCAAUCUGCAUGGACUGUGAAUACAGGGGGAGUUUACCCGAACACGCGGCCAGCAAGAGGACCACUGCGAGCAUUGGCUACCGCGUUCGAAAAGGAACUCCCAGAGUCUGUGAUACAGUCUCUGCAGAAUCUCAUCCACGAGGUUGGCUUCGAGGAGAUAAAGCCUAUGCACUAUCUCUGCUUGUUGGUGCGGACCCCUUGACAGUCGAUACUCAGACAGAGAUCCUUCCCGAAGUCAAGACAUGGAUAAAAGAGAGCCUCGAAAUCGUCUUCUCAGACUUUGGUUCCCUCACCGAUGAUGACGCCUGCGAAUCAGCCAGAUUUGCAGUAGCGGAACCCAGUGGCUUGCUGCUAAAAGACCGACUCGUUGAGCGAUCCGAGUCAUCAGGCUUUGACAAUACUGUUGUCUCGGAGAUGUAUGAGUCCAUCUUGGGAGCCGCAAUUCCCGGAUUCGCUCUCAGAAAAUCAGAAAAGCGACCAUCGUACUAUGGUUAUGGUCGUGAGAAACCAGUUCGUGAACCUGCACUCGAUGGUCACAAGCUGGCAGCAGUUGUCCAACAUUGCUUGAAGUUGAAUCUGGAUCAAUGCAUCAACCAAUUGAUCGGCAAAAUUCUUCAGGAGAUCACUAUCAUGGAUACGAAAGACUUCCCAGCAACGAUCUUACCUCUACUGGAAAGUCUCUUGCUGGACAUCAAGAAGGGCGAGAUCAAGCCGAAAGGUUCAGGUACCUGUUCCAGUCCAGUCUGA